AUGUCCAGUCAUUGCGAGGCAGUGGCACUCGACGGCAGCCCCUUCAACCGACUUUUUUGGGUUGGCGAACGCAAAGUAGCAGCAAUCGAGCCGAUAGCCGCCUCCGAGUGUCAGUGCAGCCCGAUCGGCGCCAUCGCCGCCUCAUGUGACAAGCGUACCGGUCAAUGUGCCUGUCUGGCCAACGUUACCGGCCGGCGUUGCGACAAAUGCAAAUCAGGUCAUUGGAAUCUCACGCAAGGCGUCGGCUGUCACGACUGUCGCUGUGAUCCGGCCGGUUCGCGCAGCCACGAAUGCAAUCCAUGGACGGGGCAGUGCGAUUGUAAGAUCGGUGUAGGCGGCCAACAUUGCAACGAGUGUACGGACGGUUUUUAUGGCUUCUCCACGGACGGCUGUCAACGUUGUACGCAGUGUGCGGGCGAGGGACAAGUUUGUGAUCCGUUGAAUGGUCGCUGCAUCUGUCCGCCGAACAGUCGUGGGUUGGGUUGUGCGCAAUGUGUGGCCGGUACUUGGGGUUGGCAACCGCGUCUCGGUUGUCGCAAUUGUGCUUGUGAUCGUAUCGGCUCCAUUGGCCAGCUGUGCGAGUCGACGAACGGACAGUGCCAGUGUCGUGAAGGCUACGCGGGUCGGCAGUGUGACACGUGUGCCAUUGGUUACUUUGGCUAUCCGGAGUGCAGGCGUUGCAAUUGUAAUGUAGACGGUUCAUUUGUGCACGCAGAUGGCUCGAUCACAUGCGAUGCGAACGGCCAGUGUCCGUGUAAAACAUUGGUUGUUGGUCUUAAAUGUGACACGUGCAUGAAAUCAACCUUUGGGCUGUCGGCGCUCAACCCGGAAGGUUGUACGCGUUGCUUCUGCUUUGGUCGUUCCAGUGAAUGCGAACAAAGCGAAUGGUCGUGGGGCCAUAUACGCAUGGCAGAGGCGCGCAAUCUGAGCGUGCAGUACAUACGACCACAGUAUGUUACGAAUACAGAGUACGAGUACAUUGUAGUUGUGCAGAUGGCAGGUGCAAAGAGUUAUCGCGAGGAUGCUGAGAUACACCUGCUCAACGAUUUGAAUUUAAUUCCACGUUCUACGGGCAAUGUGUCAAUUGGCGCAUACACGAAUUUCUAUCAUCCACUAUACUUUCAAUUGCCGCCACAAUUCUAUGGCGAUCGCACAAGCAGCUAUGAUGGCUACUUGUAUUUUACGCUGGUGAUCGAGGGCGCCAACCGUCCACUGGAACGUAAAGUGCUCGCACGUUUCCCGCUAGUGCAAAUACACUCGCACAAAAAAUUGGUGCUCGACUAUUACGAAUAUGAGAACUAUGAGUAUGCGUUGAAUGUGACCUAUAAAGUGCCGCUGCAUGAGUCCGAGUGGAAGUAUCAUCACAACAGUCAGCCUGUGGAUCGUGCAACUUUGAUGGCGGCGUUGCAGAACGUGAAGCAUAUUUUUGUGCGCGCCUCGGCCUUCGCCGAUUUCACGGAAGUGGUCCUCCACAACGUUCACAUGGACUCAGCGAUCUAUGUUUACGGCUCUACGAACAUGAUAGCCAAAGGCGUGGAACAUUGCAAAUGCCCCAAACGUUAUGAUGGACUCUCAUGUCAGGAUCCUGGAAAGGGCUACUACCGUUUCCGCAAUGUCACAGAAAUCGAGACCGUCUUCAUAGAGGAUCUCAUUGGGCGUGUAGUGCCGUGUCACUGUAAUGGACGCAGUAAUGAAUGCGAGCGCGAGACGGGCAUAUGCUUGAAUUGCCGCGACAACACGGGCGGUGGCCACUGCGAACAAUGCGCUGAAGGUUAUUAUGGCGACCCGAACUCCUCGUAUGGUUGUCAGUCGUGCCCCUGCCCGGAGACUAGUCGCAAUUUCGCGAAAGGCUGCAACGUAUGGCAGGGUGAGGUUAGUUGCAUUUGCAAACCCGGCUACACGGGGAAGCUCUGCGAUCGCUGCCGCCCUGGCUAUUUUGGCAACCCACUUGCAUAUCCGAACAGCACCUGUCAGCCGUGCAAUUGCAAUUUGGAUGGCUCCGCUGGUGACGAUUGUGACAGCCAGUCGGGACAAUGUCAAUGUCGGCCGGGUGUGACCGGUUUGAAGUGCGAUAGAUGUAUAGCGGAACGUAAUUAUCUGGAGGAGCGUGGCUGUCGCAUUUGCGACAAUUGCACGCUGCUUCUGCUGGACUACAUCGAGCUGAUAGGCAACAAACUGCGCCGCGGCUUGCACAAUAUGGAUCUCACUGGCAUACCCGCACCGUAUGUGAAAGUUGAGGACUACGAGCGCGCUUAUAAUACGCUCCAAAUUCACUAUGAAGACUAUUCGAAUGCGCGCAAGCUGCUGGGAAGCUAUGACGCCAACGAUUUGCUAAAGAUUGACUCACACGCUGAGAAUAACAAAUUCCAGUCACGCAAAGCGCUGGCCACAGCGCUCAAACGAAAAGAAUCUACCGCCGAUCUGCGCAACGACGUAACCAUAUUGUAUGUGGAUAUAGGCGCGCUGCGUUCCGAUAUUUUGCAAUAUAUUUUCACGCUCAACAACUACGGCAAGAGUGAGCAACAUAUGAGCCUACCGAUGGCUUUGGAUCAAGCGCGCUUCUAUUUGGACUCUAUAAGGCAGCACGAGCAGACGGUGCAGAACAUACGCAAUUCCACGCAAUGCGCUUGGCACUACUACUAUCAUUUCGGCAAUGCAUCGGAUGCAGCAUUCGACCAGAAGGCGCGUGUCGAAAUGUUUUGGCGCGACCUGAAUCAAACAAAUUUUCGCAUUUCCGAUAUGCGUCUCCACGCCGAUCGUACGGUGGAGAUGCAAAAUGAGAUCGACGAUAUACUGGAACAUGUGGUGAAUUUGCGCAGUCAUGUUGUGGAAGAUUUCAAUAAAAUCAAUGAGUUUGGCGCUGAUGUAAAUGAAUACUUGAAUCAAAGUUUAAUACCAGACACGGACAAGCUGAUUGAAAAGAAUUGGGCACAACAGGAGCACUUGAGUGGUGUAACCGAUUCGAUAGAUAGACUAUUUGAGCAGUUGAAUAUUUCGUUGGGGGAGAGUGAGGGCAUGCAGCGAGAGGUGCGCAAGCAUUGGCUGCCGAAAGCGCAAAAGCAUGCGGCGAGAUUGAUGGAGCGCUCAAAUGAAUACGCCAGGCAAUUUCAGCCGACAAGGAAUGGAGCGAAAAUUGCGUUAUUGGCGAGUUCAGCGCACAAAAAUAUUUCCGAUGCAAUCGCAGCUGCACGGCAAGCCUCUUUGGACGCAAACGAACGUGUUUCAGAAGCUCAACGCAGACUCUACCCCGACGAUGGUAGCUCCGUGAUUGAACGAGCAAAGAUUUCUCUCAACAAGUCAAAAAUACUACAAAAGGAAGCGGUCGAUGAAAUGGAACGCACAAAUGCGCUCAAGCAAAAGCUGAAAGUGCACGAAGACAAAGUGGAGGGCAUCAAAUCAACUAUCUACGAUGCUGGUACGCGCACCAACAACGUUUCAGCGCACUUGCAUGCCGCAGCCAACAACUCGGCACGCAAACUGGCCGUGGAGAGUAUUGAAAUGGCUAAGAACAUUAGCGAAGAAAUGCGUCAUGAACUGCAUAAAGCUAGACGGAUGCAUGAAGAGAUUUUGAGGUUACGCGCCAAGUUUGCUAUCUUGGAACCCGAUUGGGAAAUCAAGUUAGGCAGAGCUGAAGAGAAUAUCUCACUCACCAAAACUAACAUUCGAUUGGCCAACAUAUCACUGUCCUAUGUGGAGGAGCAAUCACAAAAGGAGAAAGCGAAAUUCGACGAGUGGAAUAGUACGAUGUCAAGACAAAUGCAGGAAAUACGCGAUAAAAUAGCCAAGGCGCGUCAUGCAGCCGAAGGGAUCAAAAUCUCCUUGGAGUCACUCAACCCGAAAUGCACACGCACCUACUUGCCCACCUUAUAUGGACUCUCCACUUCGAAUACCAUCAAAAUAUCGUUUGCUUUGCCCAAUCGUCACGGCAACUCACCACUCUUGCACAUACAAGGCAGCGAUGGACGUUACAUCGCACUUGAUCUCUACAAGCGACAUGUGCGUCUACUUUGGAAUCUCGGCGGUACUACGACAAUCAUCACACAUCCAUUAGAAGUACAAACUCGUGAUCCGAAAUAUGAUGACGCCUGGUAUCAUGUGGAAGCGAAUCGCACACUGAAUAUCGGCAGUCUGCUAGUGCGGCGCAUGAACAACUACGGGUCAUUGGUACCUGGUCAACCGGUCACAGGUAAUACCGAUGCCAGCUACACGCGUUUCUUCCAAACACCCAACGAACGCAUAUACCUGGGCGGUUAUCCGAGCGACAUGUCACAGAAGGAGCUGCAGCAAAGUGUGGGACUAAAUGUUGUCGUGCACAGUGUGGAAGUGGAUAACCGUCCUUUGGGCAUAUGGAACUUUAUUACGAGUGAGGGGCGUUGUGGUGGCGCUAUUGUGGGCGCGCAGGAAUCCACUUCGACUUCGAUUGCGCGUCACUUCAACGGGUUGGGCUAUGCAGAGGUGAAAAAGUCGCGGUUGAGAUCAUACAGAAUGAAUUUGUUUGCGCUACAAAUGACCUUCAAAACGCUGGACGAGAAUGCACUGCUAUUUUUGGCGGUUGAUGAUAAGAAUAAUCGCUCCGUCUCAGUGACGCUCAGUCGUGGUCGCAUUAUGUUCCGCAUAGAUUAUGGCGAUGAAUCGAAAUUGGAAAUAAAUACCACCAACAAAUACAAUACCGGUAAAUGGGUAAAGAUUGAGGCAGCGCGCGAGUUUGUGCCCAAACGCGGCACGGAGAAUGGCAUAUUGCGUGUGGACAAUGAGCGCGCCAUCACUGGCUCACCAACGGUGCCCAUUAAAAGUCACAUGUUGCCCGAUCUGUCGAAACCAGUUUACUAUUUGGGUGGUGUGCCGCCGGGCUUCAAAUCGGGCACCUCCAAAGCGCCUGGCGCCGACAAUCCCUUCCUAGGCUGCAUGAAGGAUGUGCAGGUCAAUAGAGAAACAUACGAUCCGCUUGAGAGCUCAACACAUUUCGGUGUAGAGCCAUCCUGCAAAGAAAUCAUAACAAAAGCCGGCUUCACAGGCCAGGGCUACAUCGAGCUACCCUCCCAAUCGCUGCGCAAACGUGCCAAUACCGGCUUUGUUUUCCGCACUUUACAACCCAAUUGCCUGCUGCUACUCUCUGCCUAUCCCCCGGAAGUUGCUGAGGACUAUGAUGACAAGGAUAUCAAAGGCAACUACUCGAUCUCCUUAAUCGAUGGCCAUCUACAAGUAUGGAUCAAUUCUGGGCGCAGUAUUUUGAAAAUAAUCUCAAAUAACACACUGAAUGAUGGCGAAUUUCAUGUGGUGAAUUUAAUAAAAAGUGGCCGAAAAUUUGAAUUGAUGGUCGAUGAUGAAUUGCAAGAUACAAAGAGCCUGACGGGCGCACCCACACUUGUCAGCAUGCCACGCGAUGCUGGUGGUCUGUAUAUAGGUGGUGCGCCGCCUUACGAGGAAUUCACGCCACUGGCGCCGACAUUCAUCAAAUUGGAGGGCGCUAUACGGGAUGUGGUCUUCAAUAAUCACACGAUGAACUUAAAUCAGGCAGUAGCUUUUUCGAAUGUGCAAAUCGGGCGUAAUGGUCCGCCGAUGGGCACCGUGAAUGGACUGAUCGAUGUACUACUUAAGACUGAACCGAUGAUUGGAAAGAGUUUUACUGCAUCGCCAGAGGGAUGUUUGAGGGUCGGCAGCUAUUCGUACGAGCCGAGCGCUUUCAAAUUUGGCGAUGUUUCACACAGUUACGCCCAACUUCAAGUGCCGCAACGCAAUUUCUGGCAACGCAAUUUCUACAUAUCUUUCGAUUUUCGUUCCUUCUACCCCAACGGUUUAAUCUUCCUAGCACCAGGCACUAAGGAGAAGCACAAACACUAUGUUGCGCUCCUACUCAAAAACGGUCAGCUCUUACUGAUUGUGCGUGGGCGUCGACGUGAAGAAUUGAAAUUGACUGCGAAAUUGGACGAUGGCGAAUGGCAUCAUGUGACGAUUUUGUGUCAGGAACGCAAAGUUACCAUGUCCGUGGAGAUUGGCCAAACGGAUCAGAAGACAUCAGCACAAAUGAAGGUGCCUAAGAAGAUUGCCGCUACGAAUUUGCUGUACGUUGGUGGUUUGUCUGAGAAGGUGCCGAAGCUGCCAUCGGAGUUGUUGCAACGAUUGGAGGCAUUCAAGGGUUGUCUGCGCCGCAUGACCAUCAAUAAUAGCACGCAGGACCUGGCGCGACCGGGCAAGCACCAGCAUGUUGGACAAUGUUUUCCGAAAGUGGAGAAGGGAUCGUACUUCCCCGGUGAUGCCUAUGCGAUAUAUAAACGCAACUUCCAUGUUGGCAAAUACUUGGAAUUCGAGCUGGAUUUUCGCACGUCGGAACUAUUCGGUGUACUGCUGAGCAUCUCUGAACCAUCAGGUUUUCCAGCGUUAUCGCUAGAACUCAACAAUGGCAAUAUUAUCUUCUCUACCGAUCUGGGUGAUGGCAUGCCCUUCCGCGUACAAUCACAACUACCCAGCAAAUAUGCUUUGUGCGACAAUAAAUGGCAUAACAUAUCGGCGCUCUACGAUUACGAACACAUCACAUUGCGCAUCGAUCAGAUGGCGACCACAAAGGCGAGAUCAACACAGCAACGCAACAAUAGCCGAGUACAAACAAAGUCGGCGCUCUAUAUAGGCGGCAUACCAGAAAUCGCGCCCACCGGCACGCUGCUGACGCGCGAGAAUUUCAAAGGCUGCAUACGCAAUGUGUCGAUACGACAGGAGCGACGCGAUUGGAUCGAUAUGGAUGAGUUACAUAAUGUAUUGCUGAGUGAAUGCCUGGUGACAGGAGCGGAGAAUUGAACAUUGCAAAUGUAGAUAGAUGUGCGUGUGUAUGCUGGCGUUUAAACAGUCCCACUGCAGCUAAUAUCAAAUUUUCUCCAUGAAUGUUCAAACCGUUGCAAAAUGGCGGCAUGUUGGGGGAAGAGCGCCAAGCUAAGCUAUGUUGUGAUCUUCUUUGAUAUUUUUGUAUGUGCGCGUGAGUGCGAGCGUCUAGUAAGGGAAUAACGCAUUUGUCACUAUGGCAUUUCUACAAAAAUUGGGGAAGUUUGUUUUGUUUUUAAUUUACAACAACAGUAAUCAGCUCAAAUUAGUACAAAAUAGAUGUAGUUAAUAACAUCACCGCGUAAAGAGGGGGCAGUAGAGGACAUUAUUUGUUGUGGAUCAAACGGGAAUUAGUAUUCAUGUGUGUGUAACAAAAUCAAACAGCUUAACUGAAUAACGUGCGCUAUACUGCAGGUUCGACACUGUACUAUGACCAGCUACUAUUUAUUGUGAUCAAUAUUUUAAUUUAGCGUUGCAAAGCGACUAAAGCGCUAGGAGUAAAGCUUAAUGUUAGACGAUUUAUAUAUAAAUACAAACAUACAUACAUAUAUAUUUUAUUGAAUGUCGAUAAAAUAUGAACGACACUGCCAUAAUGCAUUUACGCUUACGAACACGCUAUGGAAAUUUUUUGUAUAAAUAUAAGAAAAAAAAGGAAAAUAGCAAAACGAAUUUUAAUCAGAGUGCAUAACGCCUGGGGAAUAUUUUAAAGCUAAAUAAAAUCUAAGUUUUAAAAAUAUUCCAAAAAGUAGGUUAUUUGCGUGAGAAAACAAAUCUUCGACUACGACUCGAUUUCUGCAUAAAUACACACAUAUGUACAUAUCGUAGCACAUCUACAUACAUAUCGUACGGUAUAUAUGCGUCUAUUAUUUAAAACGACUACAAAAGUUUAUAUUUUCAAUCAUUGCCAAUACUUAGAAUUUCCACUACAGAAAUCUGCAUAUUUGUAUUUUUGUAUUUAAUGCAUUAAAUUAAGUAAAAUUAGUUUAUAUAUGCCUAUCAUAAAUAUAUACUCUAUAUGUAUGUGUGUGCGUACGAACGAAGUGACUGCAUUUUAAUGCAUACAAAACGUUAAGUGUAAUUUAACUAAUAGUAAUAAAAUACUCGUAUAAGCAUACUUUUAGGCAGCAAUAUUUAGGUUUGCAAUUUUUAUGUGAAUGUAUUGUAAAAUCUUGUCUAUACUACCCUGCAGUAAAGAGUUGGAACAGGCUACUAAAGCAUUACAUACAUUUGGCCUGCAACUCCGAACUGGUGAAAAAUUAAUGCAAAGUGGAACAGUUGGUGCUCGGUGCUGCGCAGCCAUGAUAUGAAGCUUACUUUCUCACGCAAUUAUAUUACUUCCAAAUGCAUUAAAUAUCACUUGUGUGGCUUUAGCAUCUUCCUGAAUUAUAGAGCAAAAUGAGAUGUAUUUGUUGUUGAGAAAAUAUAACAAAUGUACUAAGUGAGAAGUUAUGUUAAUACAUAUACAUACAAUUUUGGUUGGGGGAAAAGAAAUGUCGUAUUUGUGAUCGAAAUUUGACGCUUUAUUUAACGUACUUAGAAUUAUCCGAUUCAAUUCAAAUGUGAGCCGUUUUGUUCGCAAACUUGUUGCAACUUAGAAGGCAACUUCAUUAUCCCCUCUUUAUAAAACCCCCCCUCCUUAUUUGCAAAAAACUCAGACAACCAGUUUUCGCAAGCCUCUUUUGAGGCCAACUUGGUAUCACCAAGUUCGUUUUGCAUGGACCGGAAGAGAUGAUAGUCACUUGGUGCCAGGUCUGGACUAUAUAGUGGGUGCGAUAGGACAUCCCAUCCGAGCUCCCGUAGCUUCUGGCGGUUCAUCAAAGAUGUGUGAGGACGAGCGUUGUCCUGGUGGGACACAACACCAUUCCUAUUGACCAAUUCUGGCCGCUUCUAUUCGAUCGCCUGCCUCAAACGGUCAAGUUGCUCACAGUAGAGGACCGAAUUAAGGAUCUGGCCAUAGUUGAGCAGCUCAUAGUGGAUAAUUCCCUUCCAAUCCCACCAAACACACAGCAAAACCUUCCUGGCGGUCAAUCCGGGCUUGGCGAUGGUUUGGGCCGGCUCACCGCUUCUCGACUACGAUCUUUUUCGCUUGGCGUUGUCGUACGUGAUCCACUUUUCAUCGCCAGUCACCAUCCGCUUCAAAAAUGGGUCAAGUUCGUUCCUUUUUAGCAGAGAAUCGCAAGCGUUGAUUCGGUCCAAGAUAUUUUUUUGCGUCAACACGUGUGGCACCCAAACAUCCAGCUUUUUUUGGAAUCAAAUCUUCUGCAAAUGGUUCCAAACGGUUUUGUGGUCUACACCUAGUUCCUGAAUAAUCGAGCGAAUGCUCACAUGCCGGUCUCUUUGGAUAAUUUCAACGAUUUUAUCAGUCUCUACGACGAUUUGCCUACCAGUACGGGGUGCAUCUUCGAAAUCUAAUACACCAGAGCGAAAUCGAUCGAACCAACGCUGUGCUGUGCGAAUCGUUCCAGUAUCAGGCCCAUAAACUUCACAAAUUUUUGCCGCCGCCUUCGUUGCAUUUUUACCUCUAAGGUAGUAAAAACGUAAAAUAUGACGAAUUCCUUGCUUGGUGGACUCCAUCUUUGAGGCGCUAUAACUUAAGUCUGAAAUGUACGAUCACAACACUGUCAAAGAGACACUUGUAGUACAGAUUGUCGUCUUCAAAUCGCCGUUUAGUGUGACCCGAUGCAAUAAGUACAACGCAAGAUAUGUUUAAAUGUCGCGCUCAAUUGACAAAAUACGACAUUAAAUUUCCCCCAACCCAAUAUAUAAUUGGCGCUCACACCCUUUUUGAGUAUUUGACCGAAUUCCUUCUCCUACUUGUAGUGUGGGUGUUGAUGUUGUUCCACAAAUGGAGAGACCUACAGUUUUAACCCAACUCUGAACGCCCCUGCUGAGAGGCGACAGCUAUUAGAAAAAACUAUUUAUCAUUUUGUUGUUUCAUGCACGGAUAUUCAAACCUAUGCAUUCCCGAAUGGUAGUCACGCACCAACCCUAAAUGUUGCUAAAACAUUUAUUGUAACGAUUUAAAAACGAAACCAGUCCGGAACUGCAAAAAGCCACCACUGCCACUUGUUAAAAUAAAUUGGCAUUUGAAAACAUUAUAUAGCUGUAGAGCGAUGACCAGCGCGGUCCUCUAAGGAACUAGUUAGGUACUGGUCCUUAGCAUAUUCGAUUUACUGCAGCUUACAUACUUAUAUAAUGCAUAUAUGUAUAUACAAUUUUCUUUAAUAUUAUUACCAUAUUUCUUGGUUUCAUUACGCAUAAUAUUUAUUUAUUUCUUUUUUUUUUACUUUUUCAACUUUAUUUUAUCGAAGAAGAGGCUUUAGUUAAUUAUUUUAUUUUAUAAUUAUUGUGUUUAAAAAUAUUGAUACGCCAAUAGUGCACUUGUGUUCGUAUAUUUAAUUUUAGAUAUUUUUUAUUAUAAUUUAUUAAAGCAUAAUUUUUGAGCUCGCUUUUUUUCGAAAGAAAUAUUUAAUCACUGCUAAUGAAAACUCCACACAAACUGCUAAGGAUGAGCUCAUGGCAAACUCUACGUAUGCUAAGUACUCCUAAGAAGGUAUUCAUAAAUUUAGAUGUUUAAUUUAUUUACGACAUUUUGUCUUUAAUCAAUUGUCUGAGUUUAACAUUUCUCCAAAUACAUUGUACAGUUCAUAAAUAUCCAUAAACCAUUGUAAAUAAACCCUUAAAAUAGUAGGCAGCAUUACAUACAUUUACUUAGUUUUAUAGACAUUUCAAAGUAAUUAAUAAACUGCUUAAAUUUACAAAAUCUACCAUAAAUGUUCAUUAAACUUCAUUUGAAAGCAAAAAUGUUGAAAUAUUUGUUUAGGCAAAUUAGUUUUAGUUGCACAUAAUUAGUUUAAGCGCAGAAAAUCAUAGCUUAAAUAUUAGUGUUAA
Messenger RNA from Anastrepha ludens (Mexican fruit fly), 10704 nucleotides. RefSeq names its product laminin subunit alpha-2 (gene wb). The transcript is spliced from 15 exons. Lineage: Eukaryota; Metazoa; Arthropoda; Insecta; Diptera; Tephritidae. Gene Ontology annotation, cellular component: basement membrane. The record is from RefSeq and is a predicted model, not a curated record. Gene Ontology annotation, biological process: axon guidance. The coding region runs from base 1 to 6792 and encodes 2263 amino acids.